This is a messenger RNA of Patiria miniata (bat star), 6720 nucleotides long. Its product is annotated as beta-adrenergic receptor kinase 2-like. The transcript has 20 exons. Gene Ontology annotation, biological process: G protein-coupled receptor signaling pathway; protein phosphorylation; regulation of signal transduction. The record is from RefSeq and is a predicted model, not a curated record. Lineage: Eukaryota; Metazoa; Echinodermata; Asteroidea; Valvatida; Asterinidae. The coding region runs from base 617 to 2674 and encodes 685 amino acids. Gene Ontology annotation, molecular function: G protein-coupled receptor binding; ATP binding; G protein-coupled receptor kinase activity.
GGAAAAAGGCAGGUCGCCUAUGUUUUCCGGUCGUGUACGUCCUGUCUCUGUGGUGGGUAUGCGUACAUGGCUUGUACAUGUACAUGUACUGGUACUGGCAUGGCACACUCGCACAGCAGCAGCAACUAUGAGCAAUUUGCAAUGCAGACGUACGUAGGCUAGGCUAUACGGGUUACACACAUCGUUUUUAUGGGUAGAGAUGGCUCUGUACGUACGCCUCCAUGAUUAGGAUUUUCUACCUCAGCCCGCCGUACAGAUAUUUAAUACUAGUCUUUUCUCCAUGGUCUGAGCUUUUGGGAAAUGAGCCCGUUCUUCGGCGAAUAUUCAGAUAACCACACCACGGCUGUUUGGGUUUUUCGUUGUGCUCUUGGAAAGCUGUUCGGAUGCUGCAGCGUUUUUCCAUUCGCAGUUGAUCGUGGAACCAAAUGCCAUUGAUGUGCUUCUCUUGAAUUCCCGAGUUCCUCUGCAGCGAUCAUGACGAUAGCGUGGCGAUGUGCACAUAAGGAAUAGACGUAGGCUGGUUAGCUGCCAUUAUUUGGCUUCGGAGCUUUGCAAAUUUAUUAAUUGUCAUUGUCAACGUGUGACUGAUAAGUCAAAAGGACACCAAGGAAUAAAAAUGGCGGAUCUUGAAGCCGUGCUCGCUGAUGUGAGCUAUUUGAUGGCGAUGGAGAAGAGUAAAUCAACUCCGGCUGCCAGAGCUAGCAAAAAGAUAGUGCUCCCUGACCCUAGCAUACGGAGUGUUAUGUACAAAUACCUGGAGGAAAGAAAUGAAAUAACCUUUGAGAAGAUUUUCAAGCAAAAACUUGGUUUUCUACUCUUCAAGGAUUUUUGCGAGAACGUCUCGGAGGUUCCAGUACCACAAUUGGAAUUUUACGAGGAGAUAAUGGAGUAUGAAAAAUUGGACUCUGAAGAUGAGCGACUGAAGCGAGCUAGGAAAAUAUUUGACAAUUAUGUCAUGAAAGACCUUCUUUCAAGUUCACAUCCAUUUUCAAAUGAGGCUGUUGAGACAGUCAGACAGAAUUUGACCAAACGAGAAGUGUCAACGGACCUCUUCAAGCCUUACAUCAAGGAGAUCAUGAACUCGCUAAGUGGAGAAAUAUUCCAGAAGCUUUUAGAGAGUGAGAAAUUUACUAGGUUUUGCCAGUGGAAAAAUGUAGAGCUAAACAUAAAUCUAACAAUGAAUGACUUCAGUGUACACAGAAUAAUCGGCAGAGGUGGAUUUGGGGAGGUGUACGGUUGUCGGAAAGCAGACACAGGCAAAAUGUAUGCAAUGAAAUGCCUGGAUAAGAAGCGGAUCAAGAUGAAGCAGGGAGAGUCUCUGGCCCUCAAUGAGCGCAUCAUGCUCUCCUUAGUCAGUGAGAAUGAUAGUCCAUUCAUUGUGUGCAUGACAUAUGCAUUCCAGACACCAGACAAGUUGUGCUUUAUUCUGGAUCUCAUGAAUGGUGGUGAUCUACACUACCAUCUGUCCCAGCAUGGAGUGUUUUCAGAGAAAGAAGUUCAGUUCUAUGCAACUGAGAUCAUCCUUGGCUUGGAGCACAUGCACAAUCGCAGUGUGGUCUAUCGCGACCUCAAACCAGCCAACAUUCUCUUAGAUGAGAAUGGUCAUGUAAGAAUCUCGGAUCUUGGUCUAGCCUGUGACUUCUCCAAGAAGAAACCACACGCAAGUGUAGGAACUCAUGGCUACAUGGCUCCAGAGGUUCUAUCCAAGGGAACUGCCUAUGACUCCAGUGCAGACUGGUUUUCAUUCGGCUGCAUGUUAUACAAGUUGUUGAAAGGGCACAGUCCAUUCAGGCAGCACAAGACAAAGGACAAGCAUGAGAUAGACAGAAUGACACUUACUAUGGAUGUGGAGUUCCCUGAUUCUAUGACAGAUGAGAUGCGGUCUUUAUUGGAAGGCUUGUUGCGUCGUGAUGUGCCCGAUAGGUUAGGCUGUAUGGGCAGAGGAGCUCUGGAGGUCAAGGAACAUCCAUUCUUUAAGGGUAUUGAUUGGAUACAGGUUUCAUAUCAGAAGUACACACCGCCAUUAAUUCCCCCACGAGGUGAAGUCAAUGCUGCUGAUGCCUUUGAUAUUGGUUCCUUUGAUGAAGAUGAUGUCAAAGGGAUCAAGCUAGCAGAAUCAGACCAGGAGUUGUACAAAGACUUCCCACUGACUAUCUCGGAGAGAUGGCAAGAGGAGAUUGCUGAGACCGUCUUUGAAGCAGUCAACUUGGAUGCAGACAAACAAGAAGCUAAGAAGAGGGCCAAGAAGAUGGAUGAAGGAGAGUAUGCCAUGGGCAAGGAUUGCAUCAUGCAUGGCCAUAUUUUCAAGCUUGGUGGGCCUUUCUUGAACUCAUGGCAGCGACGCUAUUUCUACUUGUUCCCCAACCGACUAGAGUGGCAAGGAGAUGGUGAAAAGGGAGUCAGUUCGCAAAAUGUUCUGGUGAUGGAGCAUGUAUUGAGUGUUGAGGAGACAAUGGUCAAAGGCUGCAAAUGCAUACAGUUGAAACUGAAGGCAGGCAAGAACUGUAUCCUAAGGACAGAGAGUGAUCCAGAGUACAUCCAAUGGAGAAAGGAGAUCAAGGAAGCCUUUGAUAAGGCUCAACAGAUGUUACGUCAUGGUCCUAAGAUGCUGGCUACACAAGGUACGUACAAUGUGAACAGAAAAAGUGCAGUACUCCAUGCGCAAGUCAGCUAACACCAAGAUGCAUCAACUCUGUCUUGACAUACACGUCCAGGUGAUCUUCACAAGAUGAAGUGAGUUCCUUGCUAUGCCUGGGCUGGUGAUGAUCCAGCAAGAUUGGAUGUUGCUCCUUGAAGCGUUGUGUCACAGACUCAUCAUCACUACUCUCCUUUGUUGGAGGAAGAGGUAGUCCUCAAUUAUAUUUUAAAUUUAAGAAAUAUUUUAAAUAUAAGGAAUAAUCCCACCAUACAUACUUAUUGAUUCAACUACACUAUUUUUUCAGCACAUUUUUCAAGCAUACCACCAAUAGCGUAGUGACAAAAUUGGGGGAUAGGGGGACCAAUGUUUUUGUUUAGACGACGCCAGCGGUGAAAAGGCUCAUAUUGAAAUUUCAGCAAAGAUAGACAAUCUUUAGUUCACAAGCCUUUUUUGGGCCUUAUUGGGGAUUUCGAUUGGGUAAGGUCAAUUCAGUUUAAACCUUAAAAUAAUAAUAAUGACAAUAAAUAAAUAAAUUAAUGAAUAUUAUAAAUAAAUAAAUAAAGCAAAUAAAAAGUAAGAAAUCCAAACUUGAUGUACAUUUCACUUUGCCUUGACAUGUAUUUCUGUAAGGCACCACCAUAUAUAAAAGUACUGUUAGCCAGUAAUGUUUCAUGUGAAAAUAGUAUCAUCCGUGUUUGGCUGGAAAUUGAUUGUCUUAUAAUAGAAUCACAAUCAUAGUUUGCACAUGCUAGGAAUACAUAUUAUUUACUUAAGUGUGUUAUGUUUACUGUAAGGAGAAAUGAUUUAAGAAAUAUUAUAAAUGCAACCAACAACAGCCCAUCAGUCCAAUGAAACCUGUGAAACACAAGCAAUUAGAAUGAGGGAUGUUUAGUGUGUCUGGGUAGGCUGGUUGGUAUUAUUUCAGUCAAGAUUCUUUUGAAUAUUAUUCCAAUUUAAAGUGUAAAACAGCUGGUCAUUAUCGUCAGGCUUUCAUGUUGGCAUAGAUGAAAUUGAGCUGAAUUGUGAUUUUUAUACUGGAUCAUCUAUUCAUCUUGAAAACAAAAUCAAAUCACAAACUGCAAUAAAAGCAGAUAAGGUCAAGAUGAACCUGCUUGGAGAACAUUUCUUUGAAUAUUAGCUACUGAGAUAACUGAAUCACAUGUAUGUGGGAUACGUUCAUCCACUGCGUAUUCCACAUUAAUAAUUAAAAGCAUUAAACAAAGAAGGAAAAAAGGAUGCAUUAAUUAAUUGAAAUAUACAUAAAUCCUAUUUAUUUUUUAGAAAAUAUUAUAUUAAAUAGUACAAAGAAAGUGAGGUUAUUGAAAUGAAAUUUACUAACUAGGAAGGCGCCAACAUCUAGAACAUGUUCCAUGUGACUCAGCUACUGGUCAGUCAUGUAUGUCCUUCCAUUGCACACUGUUAUGUCACUUGUCUGUAUAAAUUAUGCACAGGGUAGUUAAUGUAGUGAAUGACACAUAUUUGAGACUUGUGUGGAUACAAUUUGCUUGCCCUUUUUUAGUUAUACUACUCAAAAAUAAAUAAUAAAUAAAAUGAAGUGUACCAUAAAAUUGGUAUUUUUCAGUAUUUUGUAAAAUAGAAUUUAUUACUGUAUAAAGAGUAAUAUAUUGCUCACUUUAUAAUGCUUGAAUAUCAAAUGGUGGUAAUGAGAUCUAAGGUUGCUAGCCCACCUGAUUCACAUGCUGUCGUGUGUGUGUAUUGGUUAGGAUGUUCAUCCAUAGCUAAUAUCCCACCUCCUUAUAUAGUUCAUCCAACUCACUCAGCAGUUGCUGGCUGCUUUUUAAAAACUUCCUUCUUGCUACAUAAAUACAUUUAUCUGCAAGCAAACUUGAAUCCUUGACCCUGAUUGGUUGAUCCAUGGCAGCAAGUGUGAUAUACUGCUCAGCGUGUCACACUAUUCCAAGAUGAAUGUGCCAUUCCCGGCUGCACGCACAUGUAAUAAGAUAACCACUGAAACAUUCAUCGUUCACACAGCGUGCGUGUUCCAUCUUUACUGUGCUUCAAGUUUGCUUGUAGAUAAAUUUGGUUAAUACCCCACUCUCUCUCGUGGAACAUGGAAAAUGUAGUGCGUCUGUGUCCCACAUACAUGUACCACUUGGCCUUCGGCCACGUGGUACGUAGGACACAGACGCACUACAUUAUACAUGUACCAUGUUCCACUCGUGCUUGUGAGAUCAUUUUUGGGAAGGGAUAAUAUAUUAUUAGGCCAAGUGUUAGCCAGAAAUAUACUUUUCAUACUUUUAAUGAGUGUGUACAAUGCUGAAUAUUUGGUGACAGGAUAGAUGCCCUUGUACAGUAUGCAGGCACUGUGUUCUUGGGAAGUUUGCUGUUGGGAAUAUUUGGGCCGACUGUAAGUUCGUUGUCAUCUGACUAUUUCUGGUUGUACCUGUAUGUGUUGACUAGUUCAUAAUUCUGCCCAAAAUAUAUUUGAUGGGGUAGGGAGGAAAGAAGGGUCUUGGGCCCUCUCUUUGCUUGAGGAUCAUCCUCCAACGGCAUCCAGUGAAUCAGUCAAGAGUUACCUCCUGAUUGUAUCAGUUAUAGUCUCCUCAUUUUGUUGGAGGAAUACAUCGCAUUAAACAAAAUAUAAGGUUUGUUAGUUGUUUCGGUGAUCAUUUUCUCAGAAAAUGCAAUUGUUCAUUUCCUGUGUACAUUGUUUGCCAUCCACGUUAGAAAAUGAAGUGAGCAUGUAGUUACAGGCCUGGUUUCCUAUAAGAGAACAUUAUCCACUUUUGAUGUAUUUCACUUACCAAUCUAGUUGGCAACAUGAAGAACGUGCAGGUGUGUCAUAGAUAGAGGGCAGGGUUUUGCAUUUUUGAGGGAAAUUUGGGAGUAAAAUGAUGAUGAAAACAACAAAAUGCAAACGAAAAUGAAGUUCACCGCGCGAUGUACUGUGAACGCGCAAGGCAUGCUGAAUCGCACGGUUGGCAUAAACCGCAUAUGAAAAUCUUAAUUUCUACCCCAAGAAACUGUUCAAAAUUACAAAAAAAACAGUGCCGUAAGAAAUGAAAGAAGUUAACUUUAGAUCGGAAAGGUCAUUUUUGUAUGAUAAAAAACACCCUUGACUCUAAUUUGGUCGAAACUAAAGAGGGGCCCGUAACUACACGAUCGCUGAAAAUGAGGUGGUUACAGCAAGGCAGGUCUUGUAUCUAAAUCAGUAGGCUCUAUAUAUUACGAAGAGAAACACACAAAUGUAUACUAGUGGUGCUAGCGGCAAAUCAGUGAUUUGUAUAUACUUCUAGUUAUUCUGGCUUUUCAAGGCAGAAUCUGUAUGUAAUAAAACUUUAUUAUUAAAAUAUUAUUUGAAAGAAAGAUGUUCUCUAUUUUGCACAUCCAUGUAAAUUCUAUGUAACUGUAGUGGGUACAGAAGACCAGACAGCCACAAUAGAUAUAUCUUCAUACUAAAUAAAGCGCCAGCGCCUUGAGCACCUAAUUGUUGGUAGAUAUGUGUGCUAUAUAAGACUCCGUAUUAAAUCAAGCCACAAAGACCGACUGUAAACCACUUGGUGCUGAAACUUGUUUUGUGUGUAGGUUAUGGUCAAACAAUUGGCAUUUGUCAAAUGGGAUUUUCUUAUUUCAUUGGGUGUAAUUAUUAUAGUGCUUAGUCGGUGGAAAUGUGUCUUCACUUGGUUCUAUAUAAAUUGUGUGAAAAUAUUCAAAAUUAACAGCUACCAUUUGUGCAUUCAUAGAUUAUAACUAGUGAAUAGACAAGGAAAUACAUGUAAUUUAUGUGGUUUGGAAGGCAAUGCAUUGUUGAAAUACUGACAUGUACAAAAUAUUGAAGAUUAAGUUUAAUUAUGAAUCAACUUAAAAGUUGACUACCAUGUUAAUGUCUUGAUAAUUUACACACAGAAACAUACAUAAUAUUGAAGACAGACUCACAACCCAAUGGACCAAUCUGUUUGAUAUAACCCGAACCACACCUCCUCCGCAUAUACGGAGAAAUGCUUUCCCAUAGCAUAAUAAACACGAUGUCUUUUAUUAGGAGCAAUAUGGAAGUUAUGUAACUUGAUAUUUUAAUAAAAUAGCAAGACUAAGUUGGCAGUGAGCCAUCUUGAGUUAUACAA